AUGCUUAACAAGUUCUUGAGUUCCAACCAACCACCUCUUCCCCCUGGCCCAACACCCUUGCCAUACAUUGGCAGCAUAAUCAGCAUGCUUCGAAACAAGCCCACAUUUCGUUGGAUUCAUAGGAUGAUGGACGAAAUGAACACCAACAUCCUAUGCAUUCGUGUCGGGAAAGUCCAUGUCAUAGCCGUGAGUGAUCCAGAGAUCGCUCUUGAGUUUUUGAAGGACACAAAUGGGAUCUUCUCAUCUAGGCCUGACACCAUGUCGGCCUAUCUCACGAGUGAUGGCUACUUGAACACCGCUCUAGCUCCAAUGGGUGAUCAUUGGAAGAAGAUGAAAAAACUCUUGUUCAAUGAAAUUCUUUCGGGGGCUAGGCAUAAGUGGCUUUUGAACAAGCGAAGCGAAGAAUACGACAAUAUAGUGAGAUACGUUAAAAAUCAGUGUGAGAUCCAUCUGGGGGCCACCAUGGGCUUGGUGAAUGUGAGGAUUAUAGCUCAACAAUACUCGAGCAACAUGGCAAGGAAGCUCAUGUUUGGUAGUAGGUAUUUUGGUAAAGGGAGCCCAGAUGGUGGACCUGGUGCUGAAGAGGUUGAGCAUGCUGAUUCACUCUCAAUAAUUCUUGCUUAUGUUUACGCCUUUUGUGUCACGGAUUACUUCCCAUGGUUGCGAUGGAUAACUGAUCUUGAUGGGCAUGAGAAGAUCAUAAGGAAGGCGAUUUCUACUGCAAGAAAAUAUCAAGAUUAUUUAAUUGAUGAGAGGAUUCAACAAUGGAAAGAUGGUGUUAAAACCAAGCAAGAUGAUUUGCUAGAUGUCUUCAUCAACCUUAAAAACCCUCGGCUAAAUAUUUAUGAAAUAAAAUCCCAGAUCCUUGAUUUAAUUGUAGCAACUUUUGACAAUGUAUCAAAUAAUAUCGAGUGGGCAAUGGCGGAAAUGAUAAACGAGCCAAAAAUAUUACACAAAGCCAUCCAUGAGCUCGAUAAUGUGGUUGGAAAGGAGAGAUUGGUUCAGGAAUCUGAUCUAGCAAACCUCAAUUAUAUUAAAGCAUGUGUAAAAGAGGCUUUCCGGUUGCACCCUGUUGCACCUUUUAACUUGCCCCAUGUGACAACCGCUGACUCUAAUGUUGCGGGAUAUUUCAUACCCAAGGGUAGUCAUGUGAUAGUGAGCCGCCUUGGGCUAGGGAGAAACCCUAGGGUUUGGGAUGACGCGCUGACAUUCAAUCCCGACAAUCACAUGAACAAUGAUAAGGAAGUGGUGUUAACUGACAACAGCCUUCACACCUUUCUGUUUAGCACUGGUCGGCGUGGGUGCCCUGGAAUGUUGUUGGGAUCGACCAUUACCACAAUGCUUCUAGCUAGGCUCGUACAAGGGUUCGCAUGGGAGCUGCCAUCUAACGAACAACACGACGUUGAUCUCAAGGAGAACUUGCAUGAUUUAGCAAAGGCUAGGCCAUUGUCCGUAAUAGCAAAACCUCGUCUCCCUCUCCAUCUUUAUAACACAAGUUGA
Molecule: messenger RNA, 1500 nt
Organism: Helianthus annuus (common sunflower)
Lineage: Eukaryota; Viridiplantae; Streptophyta; Magnoliopsida; Asterales; Asteraceae
Product: valine N-monooxygenase 1
Exons: 3
Coding region: 1-1500 (499 amino acids)
Molecular function (GO): monooxygenase activity; iron ion binding; heme binding
Source: RefSeq, a predicted model, not a curated record